AUGCCUUCCGGUGCUUUUCAAGUCAAGCGUGUUUUCUCAACUUCCUGUCGGUCGCCCAAAGAUCUCGACUCUGCACGGAAUUUGUUUAUGGCAAACGGAGAAUCGUCCAACGAUGGAUUCCUCGAUAGAUUGCUGGCUGACAUCGCCCGGGAGAAGUCGGAACGUUGGGAGUUCGACUUCAAUUUGGGUCAGCCCAUCCCUUCCUCGUCCAGAUCCCAGUUGGAAUAUACGGUUCUAAGCAACGACAAAGUACCUCAGUUCUACCGACCAGUCGAAUUCCCGUUCCAAUCAUCAUCAGAUGAAUCCUCAGAUUCUGAGAAUUUUGAUCCAGUAUUCAAGAAGAGCCUGGUCUUCGAAAAGUUCCAGAAAAAUAAACGUCCUGCAGGUCUUCAGACCCCUCGCAAACAACCUUCCGGCCUAGAGACUCCUCACAAACAACAACCAAUUACUUGUAAGUUAUUUCAUCAUUAUUAAUUUUUCUCAUUAUGUAUGUUUUAUUGUAUGCAUUUUUUGUUGUCACAAUUACUAAUUUUUCCUUUUUCAGCUUACAUUUGCCGGCGAAAGCAUACUAAGCAAGCUGCACCCAUCUCGAAGCCCCUAAAACAACUAAACCAACGUGCCAAUCGUCGUUUCUCGCUCCAGCCAUGA
Molecule: messenger RNA, 648 nt
Organism: Bursaphelenchus xylophilus (pine wood nematode)
Lineage: Eukaryota; Metazoa; Nematoda; Chromadorea; Rhabditida; Aphelenchoididae
Source: the annotation of a GenBank genome assembly